Lolium rigidum is the source of this 899-nucleotide messenger RNA. RefSeq names its product probable 3-beta-hydroxysteroid-Delta(8),Delta(7)-isomerase. Bases 16 to 666 code for a protein of 216 amino acids. Gene Ontology annotation, biological process: sterol biosynthetic process. Gene Ontology annotation, cellular component: membrane; endoplasmic reticulum. NCBI's taxonomy places the organism in Eukaryota, Viridiplantae, Streptophyta, Magnoliopsida, Poales, Poaceae. The record is from RefSeq and is a predicted model, not a curated record. The transcript has 4 exons. Gene Ontology annotation, molecular function: cholestenol delta-isomerase activity; C-8 sterol isomerase activity; steroid Delta-isomerase activity.
CUGUCUGAGACGGCAAUGGCCGCCCACCCCUACGCGCCGGCGGAGCUCCUGCUCCCGGGCUACGUGCCGCUGCGCCUCUCCCAGCUCGAGAUCCUCGCGGGCUACCUCGGCACCUCCGUCUUCGUCCUCCUCGCCGUCUGGCUCGUCUCCGGAAGAUGCCGCCGACUAUCCAAGGCCGACCGCCUGCUCAUGUGCUGGUGGGCGUUCACCGGCUUGACGCACAUCCUCAUCGAGGGGCCCUUCGUCUUCACCCCGGAUUUCUUCUCCAAGAACAACCCCAAUUACUUCGAUGAAGUCUGGAAGGAGUACAGCAAAGGCGACUCCAGAUACGUCGCCAGGGACACCGCCACAGUCACGGUCGAAGGAAUCACGGCUGUGCUGGAAGGCCCUGCUUCGCUGCUUGCAGUCUAUGCAAUUGGAUCUGGGAAGUCCUAUAGCCAUAUCCUCCAGUUCACUGUAUGUCUGGGUCAGCUCUACGGAUGCUUGGUCUACUUCAUUACCGCCUACCUGGAUGGCUUCAACUUCUGGGUCAGCCCAUUCUACUUCUGGGCAUAUUUCAUCGGCGCAAACAGUUCAUGGGUUGUGAUACCAACGCUGAUUGCCGCAAGGAGCUGGAAGAGGAUCUGCGCAGCAAUCCAUCAAAGCGAAAAGGUGAAGACCAAGUAAUGCCUGCCGUAGUCAGGGUUUGAUUGCAACCAGGGCACUGGGCACAUCACACUAUGGAGAGGAGACAUCGUUUGCUUGCCACACUGAAAUUCGUUUGAUCUUACGCAAUCUGCUUGCUUGUAUCUGUUGCAAACCAUAUCGUCUCAAACAACUAUGCAAUAUUGGAUUGUGUUUCUUGAUCUUUGUACUGAACUGUAGAACCCUUUCUCCUUCAGCAAACAGAACUGUGACUC